Molecule: messenger RNA, 8021 nt
Organism: Cynoglossus semilaevis (tongue sole)
Lineage: Eukaryota; Metazoa; Chordata; Actinopteri; Pleuronectiformes; Cynoglossidae
Gene: mpripb
Product: myosin phosphatase Rho interacting protein
Exons: 25
Coding region: 970-6801 (1943 amino acids)
Cellular component (GO): actin cytoskeleton
Molecular function (GO): actin filament binding
Source: RefSeq, a predicted model, not a curated record
UCUGCUUGUUUAUACAGCGCAGUGAAGCUUAUUUUCACUGAAGGGGGCGUCAGUGAGGAAUUGUCGCGAGAUCCCUGUGGAAUUCCUGGAGCCUGUGUUGUGUGUGUGUCCAAGGCUCCGCCCCCUCCCUCCGUUGGUUUGGAGCUGGGAGAGAGAGAAGAAAAUAAACCCACCGCCGCUGCUGCUAUUAAGCAGGCUAGUUAUGGAACCAAACCCUGGUAACUAGUACUCACACCGAGGAGGAGCGCAACUGAAGUCGGAUUUUUUCUUGCUGUUGAGCAUUCAUUCUUUGUUUUUUAAGUUUACUUUUAACUUUGACACGGCAGCCGGGAGAGGCUUCUAUUAGCCAGUUAGCCAGCUGGAUAGCUAGCCGCGCAGCUAACGCCGUAGCCUGGAGGAAGUUCGCAUGGAGCGAGGGUUGCGAAUGGGAGAGUAGAGGAGCGUCCUCCUGCUUCCCCUGCUUCUCCUCCUUCUCCUGCCCCAGCUGAAAGCGUUUACUUCCUCCGUCCCAGCAGCAGGAGGCUCGUCAAUUAUUUUGCUUUCAUUUUAAAGGACACUGUGUUUUUUGUGCGGGUCGCGCCGUCGCGUUAUCGAUCUGGAAGAUUCUGCAGGAACAGAAGGCUAACAGCAGAUUAGCUUCACCUUUCUCCGCUUUUGUGGAGGCAGGCCAUGGACUAAAGGAGACAAGAAUGAUGACGAGAGGGCUUGACUGGACAAGUGGCAGCUAAAUAUUUAUUAAAUAAGCUUCAAAUGGAUAAUUACACGAGAGUUUGAUUUGCCUUUUUAAGCCGAAACUUGAAAUGCAUUGCACAGUUGGAUGUUUUUCUUAGUUUGAUUGGAACGAAGAAGAAAACGGAGAGGACACGGGAUUACAUUAACCCCUCUCUAUUCUUUGGUUGAUUUUUCUUUUUUUUAAAUUAGUUGUUAUCUUUUUGGCUUCCACGAAGAGUUUGAAAAACUAAACGUGUCAUGAUCAUGUCUUCAGCUAAAGAAAAUUCCUGCAGGAAAUUCCAGGCCAACUUCUUUAAUAAGAGUAAAUGUCAGAACUGCUUCAAGCCUCGGGAACUUCAUCUGCUUACGGACCAGGAUCUGACCCAGGCAAAACCUAUUUAUGGAGGAUGGUUGUGCUUGGCCCCCGAGGGGACCGACUUUGACAAUCCCAUGCAAAGAUCUCGGAAAUGGCAGAGGAGAUUCUUUGUGCUUUACGAACACGGCUGCUUACGCUUCGCCCUGGAUGAAUCGCCCAGCACGCUGCCUCAGGGCACCGUGAACAUGAACCUCUGCACGGAUGUGAUCGACGCCGAGCCCAAGACAGGACAGAAGAACUCGCUGUGCAUCAUAACACCUGAGCAGGAAUACUUCAUCAGAGGAGAGAACAAGGAAAUCAUCAAUGGGUGGAGCGAGCAGCUGGUGGUUUACCCACGGACCAACAAACAGAACCAGAAGAAGAAACGCAAGGUGGAACCUGCAACCUCCCAGGAGCCUGGCCCAGCAAAGGUUGCAGUGACUGGUUCUGGAAUCCCAGAGGCAGAAAAGGUUCCAGACUCCAGCUCCAUCAUCUGGCAGGAGGAGCUGAACCAGAGGGAGGCAGAGGUGGUCCCACUCUGGGCCACUGCUGAUGUAGCAUCAGCACCACUGCACCCUACAGGUGAGCGUCAGUCACUUGGUCGCAGCUCAGACACAGGCUCAGUAAACGGAGACGAGGUGGACCAAGGCAGCCUGAUGCUGCUCAGCUCAACGGCUCCUCCGCAGCCACCCAAUGACCUACUCUCCCCCACAGGCUCCUGCUCAAGCCUGGGUGGGGUCCCACGUUGCCUUUCACCUGCUCCCAGUGACCCCUUCCCCUCCGGCAGCUCCCUGCUUUCCAACGGCUCCCACAUUAGCGGCUCGGUCAGCUCACUGGAUUCCGACGCCAGUGGCAGCACGGUGACCAGCAACGACAGUCACCCAACCUCACAGAGAGGCAACCACGUCUACAGCCACCAUGACAUGCUGAGAUCCAGGAAACUGGAGGCUGAGGCCAGGAAGGCUGAGAAGAGGACUCGGUACAAGAGCCCAGAGCGGCAGGAGAGGGAGCCUGUCCUCAGCCCGGAGAGGAGUCGUUCUGGUGUUAUUGAAAAACUGGAGGCCCUGGAGCUGGAGAACCAGGAGAAAAUGGAGGUGGAGGAGUCGGGGAGGAGUGGAGACAGACAAGGCCGGAGCGAACACAGGCGUUUCCACAGAGAGGAGCAGAAGCGUGACGAUGGGCAGGGUCCGGGCUUCCCCUCUACCCUGCCCCCUCUGAGGAGAGCCAAGUCCUUAGACCGAAGAACCACUGAGUCAGUCAUGACGCCGGAUUUACUGAACUUCAAAAAAGGCUGGAUGGUGAAGCUGGAUGAUCAAGGCCAGUGGACAAAGUACUGGUUUGUGCUGACAGAUCACAGCCUGCGGUACUACAAGGACUCUAUAGCCGAGGAGGCCUCCGAUCUGGACGGUGAGAUCGACCUUUCCACCUGCUACAAUGUCAGCGAGUAUCCGGCUCAGCGCAACUAUGGUUUCAAAAUCUACACUCAGGAGGGAGUGCACGCGCUGUCAGCCAUGACGGCAGGAAUACGGAGGAACUGGAUCCAGGCGGUCAUGAAGAACGUCAGGCCCUCUAAUGCUCCUGAUGUAGCCAGUUCCACUGAGGACCACGGCUCCUUCUCUCCUUUAGAAGUUCUGGACAGGCCAGACGUCACGCAGGACUCCCCCUCCUCUGAGGCCUCGUCUGUGGAUAGAGAACCUGCCCCGAACAUCACUAAGAGCCGUGCACGUGAGCGCAGACGAGAAGGUCGCUCCAAAACCUUUGACUGGGCCGAGUUCAGGCCCAUCGCUCAGGCUCUGGCCCAGCAGAGGGCGCAGGAGGCCGAGAGCUUCCAGUCUGACCUGGGGGAGCUGGAGAGGAGUCGUAGACGAGAUGAGAGGAGGAGGAGGCAUGAGACGGCGAUGGUCUCUCCAACAGAGCAUCCAUUUGUCAGGGAAGCAGGAAGGACCGUGUCCUACGACAGAGGAGAAGAUUCAGUGGGUCCUGUGGCUGAGGAGAAGCAGCAGCAGGUGGAGGAGAUGAUCGAGCAGCACUGGCGACAGGUGGAGAAGACGCCCAUGCGAGACGAGAGGCGGGUGCCCCUGCCCACCACGGGACAGCCCAGAGACACGGUAGAACUGGAGCAGCUGCUAGAUAAUUACAAACAAGGGAUCGAGGACCUGAAGGCUCAGCUGGAGAGCUGCCACCAGCAGCUCCUCGACUCCAACAGGCAUAAGCAGGAGCUGGAGCUGCAGCUGAGAACAGCUUUGGACAGAGAGCACGACAUCCGCGCAGGUUACAUUUCCCCGCUGGAUCCUACGGGUCUGGAGGGCGGUGAGACGCCCCAGACGAAGAGGCCUGAACUGGUUAGUUCUCAAGCACAGAGUUUAACAAAGAAGUACCAGGAGACCAAAGAGCUCCUGAAACUGCAAGAAUUGAAAAAGCGUAAUAUGCAGGCACAGCUUGGCCUCUCACUUUCUCACCUCCCUGCAAAGGAACCUUACCUUUCUGAACCCCAAAAAACACCCCUCAUGGAGAGCCCUAGCUCUGAACCUGUCCAAAAAACUGUGAGUGUCUUGCUCCAGGACAGCUUAGAGGCCAUUCAGGAACUAGAAGACUUGAUAGCUGGUAAACGCCUGACUCUAACAGAGCUGGGAAGACUCCUUAAAUCCCAUAGUUGUGUUCAGGAGACAUCCGAAAGGCAUCAACUCCAGAAGCUUCUAGAAACCUGGAAGUACCAGCAGGAAAUAGAAAAUGAGAUGAUAAAGAAGAGUUUAGCCAGAGCUGGUGAAAGCAUCCGGGAGUACGAAGCUCGUCUUCUCACCAUGGAGGAUCUGGUAGGCAAAGUUCAGAGGCAAACUGUUGAGAGACUAAAAAGCCCCUAUGGCCACUCGGAGGCAAACGAGACAACUGUGGGAAUACUUUCUCAGAGGGUUGAACUGUUGACAAAUGAAAACGAGGCACUGAAGCAGCGAUGUCAGGAAAUAGUUAACCAGCUGACCGAGGCCGAUAGAGAAAUAGACAGGCUGAAAGCUGAGCUGAACAGCCAGCAGGGUAGCAGGCAGCAUCAUCUGGCUGUGGAAGAGCUAAAAAGAGUCAAGGCCGAACUGGCUGAAAACCAAGCUAUUGCCAUAGACAGAGAGUAUUAUGAAAGAGAGCUGAAUGAGAAGUCCUUAAGGCUCCAUGAAGCUCUUGUCACGUUAGAGGACCUUGGGAACUCCCUCAAAGAGACGGAGAAAAAGCUGCAGUUAAAAGAAGCCACGCUGAAGGGCCUGGGCUUCCCGACAGAUUACGAAGACGACGACUCAAAACCUGAGAAAGAGCAUCUCAAAGAGCUAUUGGAGGCCUCACAAAGAAAGAUGUAUGACAUGGAGGCAAACCUGCAGUUUUCACAGCAGCACUGUCUCGAAAUUGAGGCUAGGAACAGUGAACUGAUCAAACUUCAUGAGGAAUUCCAGAAAGUUAGUCAAGAAAAGCUGGAGGAAGCAGAAAAUGAAAUAAAAAUGCUACAAGAGAAGUUGGAAAAGGAGAAGGUUAGAGCAGGGGUGACAGCGAGUGAAUGUGUUGAAGCAGGAGUAGAGCAAGGAGAUGUGAAGAUCCUUAGAGAGGAAGUAAUAGAGCAGGUUGAGAGGAAGGCUGAGGCAAUCAAUCAUGUUGUACAGAUGUUGGCAAACAUAGAGGUUAAUGCAGAGAGAAUGGUUAGCAAUUUAAAAAGCACUUUAUUUGAUUCUUUGAAAGAAGAAGAACGGCUGUUUUUGAGUCGGGACGAUGUGAGGUUGGUUGUUGAGGCGGAGUUCUGGAGCCAACUGUUGGGUAUCUCCAAAGUUAAACCUGGGGAUUGCAACACUGCAAGAACUUUGGUAGAAAAUAUGUUGUCACUAAAGAGCUUCAUGAUCUCGACAAGUAGAAAAUUUAAUAGUGACACAGAGACAGAGUUAGAUUUUGAUUCUAUGUACAGCUGGCUUGACAACGAAAGUAUUUUUCAGAUUUUGAAAGAGUUAAGAGAGACAUUAGAGUCACGGUCAAAUUGUUUAAAGCAAAUUUUAUCCAGGAUCAUCCUUGAUGCAGAUGACAAGCUCCUGUCUAUGGCUCUAACUUGCUUUGACUUCAGUUACAAGCAACAACAACCCUCUGAAUAUUUGCUUGAAUCCCUCAAAGAAACAAGCACUUUCUAUGUGAUUAUUAGGUCUAAGGUCCAGCGUGAGAAAGAGUUCAGGCAAAAGCAGAGGGAAGUUCUGAGCACUAGCUUGGAUUGUCCAAAUUGUCCAGUAUUGAGGGAAGUUGCUGUUGAUCUCCAAUCUAAAGUGACAGAUCUUCAGAGUCAGCUGACCGAAGCUACUUUGAAAACCACUACUGUACCUGAAACCAUGAUACAGAUAGAGGGCGAGUCCAUUGACUCACUGGAUAAAACCAUCGAGCUCCAGGACAUAGUAGCAAAACAUAGAAAGGAGCUCCGAGAGGUUAAAGACCACUAUGAACAGGAAGUAGAAAAGAUGAGGGAGGAAGCAGCCCAGGCCAGCGAAACUCUGCGUCUCCGAUCAGAAGAAAAUGUGAAAGAGAUUGACUCCUUGACCAGCUGCAUGGAGAACCUCAGGAAAAAGCACGAGCUGGAAAGGACAAACCUGUUGGAAAGGUUUGAUCAGGAAAUGGAAGAGCUGAGGUGCAUGAUGGGGCCUGAGGACCCACAGCAGACAGCAAAAGAUGGGGGCAACACAGCGUCAGCACAAACUCCAACCCUGAAGCAGCGCAUUCAAGAGCUGCUUACCCAAGUGUCGGCGAUGACCGAAGAGAUGAGGCGGCGAGAAGAGCAGGGCGACGUUACAACCCACCGGCUGAAAUACGAAAAAGACCUGGAGAACCUGAAGGCCACGUGUGAGAGAGGCUUUGCAGCCAUGGAGGAAUCCCAUCAAAAGGUGAUUGAGGAGCUGCAGAGAAAACACCAGAGGGAGCUGGACAACCUGCAGGCAGAGAAGGAUAGGCUGCUGGAUGAGGAGACGGCGGCCACCAUCGCUGCCAUCGAAGCGAUGAAGAACGCCCAUCGCACAGAGCUGGAGAAGGAGCUUGACAAGGCUCGCAAGGCCAACUGCAACACUCAGAACGCAGACCUGGACGAGAUCCAGAGACAGCACGAGGAGGAGCUGUGUUCACUGCAUCGGGAGAUCGAGGUUCUGUCGGAGCAGUACUCACAGAAGUGCCUGGAGAACGCCCACCUGGCCCAGGCCUUGGAGGCUGAGAGGCAGGCCCUCCGGCAGUGUCAGAGGGAGAACCAGGAGCUCAACGCACACAACCAGGAGCUGAACAACCGUCUGGCAGCAGAAAUCACCAAAAUGCGAUCCAUGACAUCAGAGGACGGCUCAGACUCCGUCACAAUACAAGGGAAAGAACUCUACGAGUUAGAGGUAAUGCUGAGGGUGAAGGAGUCCGAGGUCCAGUAUCUGAAACAGGAAAUCAAUUCCUUGAAGGAUGAACUCCAAGCUGCUCAAAGAGAUAAGAAGUAUGCGACAGACAAGUACAAGGACAUCUACACGGAGCUGAGCAUCGUCAGGGCCAAAGCAGACCGGGACGUGGGCCGACUCAGAGAUCAGCUGCAGCUGGCACAGGAGGCGCUGGGGGAGCCCACGCUGGAGGAGAUGGAGCGGGGAGGAUAUGACAUCAUGAAGUCCAAGAGCAACCCUGACAUCCUGAAGAUGGCAGCUGCAGCAGCCAAACGCUCAGAGCGAACCCUGAGGUCAAAGUCUGAGAGCCACGACGAUCCGUAGGACAGUUAGUGAUGCUGAAGACCUGUAGACCUGCCUCUUCUGCCCGUAGUCUAAAGGAAGGUCUGACUGCCGAGCAGAGGCUUCACCUCUUUGAAAACAAAGAUGCCAAGGAGUUCUGACAUUCAAGCAUCACGUGCAUGUGACUGUUGCCCCGGCUGCUGUUGCUGCCUCCGCCGCCGCCGCUGCUGCUGCUGUUGCUGCUGCUGCAUGUUGAGAAGCCUCACUAUAUUUUAGCUGAGUAAUAAAAUAAAUUAACGUAGUAACACGACACACUGGUCACAAACACAGAUCCUAUAUUAUGGUAUGAAGUUUGAAUUUCAUGUGUAGUUUUUUUUUUUUUUUUUUGCAUUCCAUGCACUUCAGCAGUUAACUGUGACUUUUUUUGUUAGUUUCUUUUUUGCUGCCAUGUCUUACUGUUACUGUAAAUACUGUUUUUUAAAAAUGAGCAUCUUUUCAUGCGUUACACUAAAAAACUAUGAGUUUGUGUAAAAGCUACUGUUUUAACUCUGUAGGCUGUGGCUGGACUAGAGGCUCAAAUCUUAACUUUCUGACGUCGGUCAUGAUGAAGAGACAUCAAUGAGGGAAUGAGACUCAAGUUUAAAAGACUGGGGUCAAUUGUGAUUCCUACAUAACAUUUAUUUUGUUCAAACCUAUGGAGGAAAUUUUCAGAUUUUCUAAUUUUAAUAAUCUGACCUUUGACCGCUCUGGACUGUCUUAUAAAAUAAAAAAGGAUUCACCAGGGGGCGCUUUAAGUCAAAGAUUGGAUCCUUCUUGGCAGUGAGACAUUGUUACUUUAUUUUUCAGUUUAAGUACAUUUCUGUUACAUGACCUCUCUGAAAUUCUAACAGUCAAACUCCAGGGUACAGUCUGUUCUGGUUCUAUUGUGAAAUGCCUCUGGUGUUCUGGUUGAAGGCUAAAGCAUUUUUCUGUGCAGUCAGAAAAGCAUUAUCCAAGGAAGCCCUGUCACUGUUACGCAUAUAAUUUAAAUAACAAAUGUAUAUGAUGCCUUGUUUCUCCACCUCCACUGGUCUUCAUCAGAGCCUCCGUCAGUCUGUUUGUUCAUUCUCUGGUCCAGCCACUGUCACCUUGUAUUUAUUUGAAACGGUUGGGAUUUUUUUUCUUUCACAUUCCCAUUCCUCUGUACUCUAUGAUUGUAAAUAUAAAGCAAAUAUACACCGACUGACUACAGGUUUAUUAGCAAUAAAUAUUUUUGCACCCUU